AUGAAAUCUACUGUGGCUUUGAGUCUUCUAUCAGGGGCUUUGGCACUGCCGGCCGCGAACCCCGCGCCGCAGACAGUGUCUUUCGGCAAGAGAAAUAUGCUCACUCGACCCAAUGGCGAAGCCAACGUUGCCGGAAUCUUAGCGUCCUUGAACCACACAUUGCAUAAAUAUAAUCUGAAACCGCUUCCAUACUACGCUCCAGUCGCUGUGCUGCAGGCAGAGCUGUUCAGCGUCGACGUAGAGAAGAGACAAGCAAACCUUCCCCUGAUCGAUCAGACGCAGCUUGGAACCGAAGAUGUAGCAUACUAUGGCUCCAUCACCAUUGGAGGUGGCGAUGGGAAAGCACAGAAAUUCAAUGUCAUCUUUGACACGGGCUCUGCCGAUGCUUGGGUCCCCGGUCCUUCCUGUACUAAAGCGAGGGGCUGCACCCAUACGACGAAGUACGAUCAAGGUGGACGCAACUUGGGUACGAAGACAAGUAUACAAUAUGGGUCCGGCUCCACCGAGGGCGAAAACUACGUUGACGACCUUACGAUCGCAGGCCUUACUUCAAAGAGCCAAACCUUAAUAUCAGUGACUACGGCUGCUGGUUUCACUCAGGUCGAUGCGGAUGGCCUUGUUGGGAUGGGUUUUUCCAGCAUUGCUCAGGAUAACGGGACCACGGUUUUCGAGAAUCUCAUUGCUCAAGGCACAGUUCAGGCGGAUGAAUUCAGCUUCUACCUUGGUCGGGUCUCAGAGAAAACAGGAAGGAACUCACAACUGACUCUCGGUGGCCGCGACAGUACUAAGUAUAAGGGGAAUUUUGUGACUGUCCCUGUUUCGUCCCAGACCUACUGGCAAGUUGCACUAGACGGUGUCAAAGUUGGAGGUAAGAAAGUAGCCGGUACCGCGGGUCAGGCAGCCAUUGAUACAGGUACCACUAUUCUUUUGGCCCCUACUGCCGUCGCCAAGGCCGUAUUCGACGCGAUUCCUGGCAGCAUCGGACUGAAUCUGGCUGGCGAGCACAUUUACCUAUACCCUUGCAACACUGCUGUUACCAACAUUCCGAAAAUCACCUUUGCUGGCCAGGACCUCGCCAUCAACCCACUAGACUUCAAACUUGGUUCGUUAAGCGCCGCAGAUGUUGACAACCUGGCCCUUGGUGACAGGGCUCUGGCGGCUCAGAUCCGAGAGCAGAUGGCUCGCGCGGGCUUAUGCAUUGCUGGAUUUGCGGGGGGCGAUUUGACCGGCAUUGAUGACCUCUACAUCGUGGGAGACACAUUCAUCAAGAACUGGUAUUCUGUGUUCUCUUAUUCUGCUGCUAACGGCAAGCCGGCCGUGUUAUUCGCCCCCAAUAUUGGCCAAUCUUGUCAAUGGAUCGGUGGGUAUGGACCAACGGAGUUUAUCUAG
This is a messenger RNA of Neoarthrinium moseri, 1389 nucleotides long. RefSeq lists its product as uncharacterized. The coding region runs from base 1 to 1389 and encodes 462 amino acids. The record is from RefSeq and is a predicted model, not a curated record. Gene Ontology annotation, biological process: proteolysis. The transcript has a single exon. NCBI's taxonomy places the organism in Eukaryota, Fungi, Ascomycota, Sordariomycetes, Amphisphaeriales, Apiosporaceae. Gene Ontology annotation, molecular function: aspartic-type endopeptidase activity.